Fonsecaea erecta is the source of this 918-nucleotide messenger RNA. RefSeq lists its product as hypothetical. The record is from RefSeq and is a predicted model, not a curated record. The coding region runs from base 1 to 918 and encodes 305 amino acids. NCBI's taxonomy places the organism in Eukaryota, Fungi, Ascomycota, Eurotiomycetes, Chaetothyriales, Herpotrichiellaceae. The transcript is spliced from 2 exons.
AUGGCCAGAAGCUCGAUCAUCGCGCUAGCCACGGCAGCUCUGCUGGCAACGACGGCGAAUGCUCAGUUUGGGUUCGGAGGGGGCUUUGGAUUUGGCGGUGGCGACGUGAGCAAUGGGGGUGACUGUCCCCCUUGGAUUAGCAACUGUGACAACUCCAACAAUGGCGGCAACGACGGCGGCUCCUCGUCGUCGAACAGCAUCUCCCAGAGCGCUCUUUUCUCCUCCCCAGCUGAAUUCGACCGGGCGACCCGGAUCCUGAUCGCCCACGCCGUCCUGGCCUCCGCAGUCUGGGUCCUCUUUGUCCCGUCACUGGCGAUCCUGCUGCGCCUGAACAUCAAGAACCCGAUUGUGCUCAAAAUCCACGCCGUCGGCCAGAUCCUCAGCUACAUCGUCUUCAUUGUCGCUGCGGGCAUGGGCAUCUGGCUUGCACAACAGAGUUCCGCCUUCGGGGUGUGGAACGACCCUCACCCGAAGCUGGGUCUAGCGAUCCUGGCCCUGGCUUUCUUUCAACCAAUUUUUGGUUCCAUCCAUCACUCGAUCUACAAGAAACGCGCCCAGAAUGUCCAAGCCGGGAGGCCGACCAAACCGCCCAGCCGGACGACCCCCGGACGUAUUCAUCUCUGGCUCGGCCGGCUUCUCAUUGUGCUCGGGAUGGUCAACGGCGGCUUGGGCAUCAGACUGGCGUCCUUCAGCCCAUUCCAGACCGAUUCCACGUCCACCAAGGCAAAGAUUGCCUACGGCGUCGUUGCGGCAACCAUGUUCCUGCUCUACUUGGUGUUUGUGGUCACCUUCGAGCUCAGGAAAUCAAGGACCAGCUCCGAGGAGGCACGGGGCAGAGAGCAUGUGGUCCCCAAAGAUGGAUUGCCCUCAUAUGACGAGAGCGAAGAAUCUGUGGGCAGGUCCAGCAGACACAGCUGA